Molecule: messenger RNA, 2604 nt
Organism: Nycticebus coucang (slow loris)
Lineage: Eukaryota; Metazoa; Chordata; Mammalia; Primates; Lorisidae
Product: POTE ankyrin domain family member A-like
Exons: 18
Coding region: 1-2604 (867 amino acids)
Molecular function (GO): protein binding
Source: RefSeq, a predicted model, not a curated record
AUGGCUUCUGCAGUAAAGAAGAUUUGGGGGUUGGGGAGCAAGAAGGUCCAGGAGUUCCCGGAAGACUCUAGUCCAUGUGUCUUCUCGAGUCCCUAUUACCGCGUCCACAAAAAACAUCUUAGAAAAAUCCACAAAGCUGCCUUUGCUGGUGAUGCAAAGAAAGUGGAGCAGAUCCUUUCAUCCGGGAAAAAUGGUGUGGAUGCUACAGACAAGAAGAACAGGACUGCUCUCCAUCUGGCCUGUACUAAAGGCCAUUUAGCAGUGGUGAUUCUCCUGCUGGAAAGACAGUGCCAACUUAACAUCUGUGACAGAGAAAAGAGGACACCCCUGAUGAAGGCUGUACAUUGCCAGGAAUGGGAAUGUGCUAUUUCUCUACUGGAAUAUGGUGCUGAUCCCAACCUUCAGGACAUCUAUGGCAAUACUGCCCUCCACUAUGCUGUCUAUAAGGAGAAUAUGUUACUAGUACAAAAACUGCUGUCACACAAUGCAAGUAUUGAAAUAAAAAACAAGGGUGGAUUCACACCACUUUUACUUGCUGUGAAUUAUAAUAGACAGCUCAUGGUGGAGUUUUUAAUAAAGAGAAAUGCAAAUAUAAGUGCAGUUGAUAAUUGGGAAAGAACAGCCUUGAUGAUUGCCUUACGUGAAAAUUUGCCAGAUAUAGCUAGUUUUCUUCUUCAGCAAGGCAUCGAUGUCUCUCCUCAAGAUAUGGUUGGACGAACUGCUAGAGAUUAUGCUAUUCGUAGUGGUUUACAAGCCCAACUGGAUGUUGAUGUACUGAGUCUUGAGUCAUGGCACACAUCAGAUGAUGAAGAUGUCUUUGGUUCUGAUACCCAGGAUGUCCCCAAACUAAACUUAAAAGAGCUAUACGAUGCUUUUCUGAAAUCCAGGAAAAAUUAUUGGGAUUCUACUAGUUUGACCAUCAGUGAUAAAAUUUUUAAAAAUUUUGAGAAUUCAAAAGUUGACAUUAAAUCAUCAUCUGUAGCACCAUCAAUGAUCAAAAAUAAGCCAGAAUCCCCAGAAUUGGGACAGAAGAACUCAUUAGAUAAAGAAAAGAUUAUUGUUGGACCUGUGUCUCUAGCAGGAAAUGCUACCCUCCAUGAGUCACAACCACCAGAAAACAAAGAGUGUGAAGAAGAACAAGAUGUAGAAGUGACAUCAAAAGAAAAGCAAGAAAAACUUGAAGGAAAUAAAAAUAACCAGCCACAGGUCAAAAAACAAAUAUAUGCUGUGGAUGACCUUGAUGACUUAAGUCAGUCAUCUGAAACAUCCUCAGAGGAUGCUGAGUUGUCUUCCUUUAAUUAUGAGAAGUUUAUGUUGCAAAUUGAACAACUUGGAAUGGAUUGUGAAGAUGCUUCUCAAAUUACAAUGGGGUUAUGUUCUGAUAAACCCAUUUUAAGUCCAAGUCCAUGUAGUACCCCUCAAAACUCACCAGAAGAUUAUGUUACCCAGUUGAAAAUUCAAGAUGCAUUUCAUUCAUGUAAAAGAUUUAUAGAACUCAAACAUAAUCGCUGUAAAAAAAUGAAAAAUCUUGUUUCUGUACUACUAUGGGAGAUAUCUGAACUAAAAGAAAUAAAAUCAGAGUUAGAACUUAAAGAAGCUGAAUGGCAACAAAAAUUCUGCAGUUUGAGAUUUACCUUAAAACAAGAAGAAGAAAAAAGAAGAAAUGCUGAUCUGCUUUAUGAAAGAAUUAAAGAAGAGUUAAGAAGAAAAGAAGCACAGUACAGGAAAGAAGUUGAAGUGAAACAACAACUUGAACAGACACUGAGAACACGAAAUAAGGAAUUGAGGACUGUAAAAAUGAAUUUGGAUGAGAUUCUUCAUAGUAAAGAAAAAGACAAAGAUCUGUUUCAUAAAAAUUGCAUGUUGCAAGAAGAAACUACUGUGCUAAGACUGGAAAGAGACAUCAUAAAAAAACAGAAUGAGGAAAAUAAAAGGAAAUAUUUUGAGGAUAUUGCAGUUGAAAAACAAAAGAAUGAUGACCUCCAAAAGGCUAUUCAACUGAAUACAGAAACAUUAACAGAAACUGUAUCCCAGCUUAAUGUUCUCAUAGCCGAGACCAGCAUGCUAAAGUCUACUCUGGAGAAUGAAAAGCAGAACAAAGAAACACAGGAAACAGGAGUCCAAACAUACUGUUCUAGACUGGCUGCUCUUCAAAAUAUGACGUCAAAAAAGAACCUGGAGAAUGGUCAUUCCAUUUCUUGUGCUCAGUCUGAGAAUGAAAAGGAAGUAAAGAAACUUACUGAGUCAAAGAAAUUGCUGGAAGAUAAUUUGGAUCAAGAAAAGAAGAAAAACAGUAAAUUAGAAAAAAGAGUAACUAGACUGAAGUGCCUCUUAAAAAUUGCAACAAAGUUAAAUGAACAUGAAAACGAAGAGUUUAAUUUUCAUGAAGAUGUAAAAACCAGAAAAUCUGAAAAGGAUAUUGAGAUCAAUAAGCUAAAACAUGAGAUGCAGCAGUACCCAAUAGAAAGUACAAGUCAAGUAGAAGGUUCCAAAUUUGCAUGGAAUAAGAACACCCAAAUCAAGUGGCUCUUGUCAAAUUAUCGAGCUUUAAUGCUUGCCACUCCUGGAGCUCUGCCGCUCUGCUCUAGCAUCUCACCAAACUAG